Panicum virgatum (switchgrass) is the source of this 725-nucleotide messenger RNA. RefSeq lists its product as uncharacterized. The transcript has a single exon. Lineage: Eukaryota; Viridiplantae; Streptophyta; Magnoliopsida; Poales; Poaceae. Bases 32 to 526 code for a protein of 164 amino acids. The record is from RefSeq and is a predicted model, not a curated record.
GACACUGACGACUGCUCGUGCUCACCGGGAAAUGGGAGCCCGGUGGUGGCGCCGCUGCUCCUAUAUAAGGGCGCCCGCAUCCCCGGCAAAAGCGCCGAGCACCCAGAUUUGCAUUGCACCGGCACGCUCUGCCGCCCCGGUGCGUGGCAGUAACGUGGCGCGCCUGGGAGUAGGCCGAAUGAUGGCUGCCGCCGCUCCCCCGGAGAUGGGCUAUCCCCGCCGUGCCAACGGCGGCGGCGGCGGCGAGAACCUCCUAGUGCCGGCGCGGGUGGGCCGCGAGCGCGGCGGCGUGGCGCGGCAGCUCCUCGACUCCGGGCGCGCCUUCAUGGUGCUCGGCGCGCUCGUCCUCACGCGGCGCCGCCUCGCUCGCUGCAACGCCGAGCACGUGCUCGCCGGCUUCGCCCUCUGGCUGCUCGGCGCGGGGCUCGCGAUGCUGUCGCUCGUCGCCGCGCAGUUCCCCGGGCUGGCGGCCGCCGGCGCCGCUCUCGCGACGGCGCUCCGCAGCCACUUGCUCGGCGGCCUCUGAGCCACAGAGAGCUAGGCCAACGAACGAAGCAGAGGCAGAGCACACGUGUACCAUACGUGUGCCACGUCUGAACGUCUCCCGUUAGUCAUUAGACAUGACAUGUUUACUCCAUCUAAUCAAGUGGCCUAUUUGAUGCCACUCCAUUGUUAGCGACAUUCCAGUUUCCGUCUAAAUUUAAAGAACAAUUUGCAACAAACAA